CUGUAGUUUUUUUCCCCUCCCAGGCAGCAGCGGGACAACGCGGCUACGUGGAGCAGCUGAUCCGAUCCAGGAGGUUUCGUAAAGUGGAAGUUAUGGUUUGGUAACGAUGGUCCUGUGAUGGUCCUCGGAGCCGCUGUCUUUAAAGGAUCUUUAAAUCACCGCGUCCGCUGAGCUGGAGACGACCAGGCGUGACUUUUUCUACCAUGAUCCACAACAAGGAGGCUGAAUCUGAAGCUUGGUUUUACGGCUUUACCAGAACAGUCUCUGCGGGGCUGGCUCACCUCAUCUCCGUAGCCUUUCCUGCUUUAAUCGCGUUUUUCUCUCGACCCGGAACAAGUUGGUUUUCAUGGCAUCCUUUCCUGAUGACAGUAGCUUUCGGCUUCUUAAUGACGGAAGCCAUCCUCCUCUUCUCGCCCCACGGCUCCCUCAUCAAGAGGUUUUCACACAAGACCAAAGCCCGUGUUCACUGGAUCCUGCAGAGCCUCUGUGGCACCUGCGCACUUCUAGGCCUGGCUGCCAUCUCCUACAACAAACACCUGAACGGUAAAGCCCACUUCACCUCGUGGCAUGGUCUGCUGGGCCUGAUCACUGUGUGUGUGGUGUGUGUGCAGUCUUUAGCCGCCGUGCCCCUCAUCUACCACUCUCUGGCCAAAGGCUGGUCGCUCGCCAAGCUCAAGCGCUACCACGCUGCGUCCGGCCUCGUCACCUUCCUGCUGGGCAGCACCAGCCUGCUCCUCGGGCUCUGCUCCUCCUGGUUCACGGCGUCCGUCGGGGGGUAUGCCUGGUUCCUGGCGGCAGCCUGCCCCGCUCUCAGCGCUGUCGUCAUAAUGAAUCAAGUCUCCAGUGCUUACAUAGCUAAAAAACGGCUGCAGUCCUGACGGAGCGGCAUGGCAUGGACAGUAAUCAGCUCACUGUACCCCUAAAGACUGAAAUAUUACGCCUCAGGUCAGACAUUGCUACCUUUUUUGAUUUGUUUUAUGUACAUUUUUAAUAAAGAUCUUUUAAUGAAUUAAAAGUCAUUAAAAAUAUGAAAAA
Fundulus heteroclitus (mummichog) is the source of this 1035-nucleotide messenger RNA. RefSeq names its product cytochrome b561 domain-containing protein 2 (gene cyb561d2). The transcript is spliced from 3 exons. The record is from RefSeq and is a predicted model, not a curated record. Gene Ontology annotation, cellular component: endoplasmic reticulum. Lineage: Eukaryota; Metazoa; Chordata; Actinopteri; Cyprinodontiformes; Fundulidae. Gene Ontology annotation, molecular function: transmembrane monodehydroascorbate reductase activity. Bases 204 to 878 code for a protein of 224 amino acids.